GACAGGCAGGCUAGAGGGGCCAUAGCCUGGUCAGGAGAGUGGAGGGUCAGGCAGGGGCUCCAGAGCCUCUGGGUCCAUGGUCCUCAGGCACGGAUCUCAGGCCCCAAGGCCCUCUUGGAUCAAGAUUUACAACUUGGGGAGUGGGGGAGCUUGGUUCUGAUACCUUUCUGGGCCUCAGCUUCCCUAACUAGAGAGAUGCUGGGCCUGUGGAUACUGUGAUGGGCAUUGCUCUAGCCCGUGUUCACCUUGGGGUGUUCUUGCCCAUGCCAGUUUUCCAGGCUUGCACUCGCUCUGCCCCUACUCCCCACAGCUGCCUCACCCCCACUUCCCAUACAGGAUCCAAGGCCCAGGGAAGACACAGCUUCUCAGGGGCCCCUCUGUUUCCUGGGGUUUGGGGGUAUAACUCAUCAGGCCUGCCCCUAGCCUCUGUUCAUAACUGUGACUGCAGACAGACAGACAGACAGACAGACAGACACACACACACACACACACACACACACACACACACACACACACACACACACAGAGAGAGCCCAUGCGAGCACUACGAUUGUGUUUACAUGUUGGCUCCCAGCCCCAUUUCCAUUCUAGAAACCGGCAGAAACAGAGAAGCCCAGGAAGUGAGGCACUCACUCCUCACUGCUGCCCUCCCGUAGCUCUGCGCCUCCUGGCAGGAAGGGCUAGAACACUGCCACCCGCCUAAACAGCCAAGAAUUCCUACUUCUGAGUCCCUGCAGGAGUCAGCAGGACCCCAGCAGCUGGGCGGCUUUCAGAUUGAACACCGAGGCUUUGGGCUGGGACACAGCGGGGACCCGGAAGGAGACCGGCCGGCCCAGGCGCACUGAUCCGCUCUGAUCUCCUCCAACACCCCCGCCACCUACGGGCUGAGGCCCCAGACUCCAGAAAGGGUGCUCAGGACCACACCCCACCGCCUCCAGCUCUCUGCGGAGAACAAAGCAGCCUCAUGGAAGGCGCCUCUCCGGGUGGAUCCAGGCAGGACAGCAGGCAGGCCUUGUCUCCCCAUGUGGGACCAGGCCCUGGGCUUCCUUGCCAGUCGGCAAAGCCCAAUCCUUUCUGAGGACUGGGAAUCAUCGGUCCAAGUCAGGAAUCUCUGUGAUUCAUUUUCCAAGGGUGGAAGAAACUUCUUCUAAAAGCAUCAAGGAAAGUCUCCUCCAAGAGAAAAUCGGGGAGAGCAACACCCACCCUCAAAGAAAGUUCCUGAGGCGGGACUGAGGUUCCAAGUGGAACAAAAAUUUGGCUGACGGUGUCCUUGAACUUGGCUCCUGGGUACAGGUGGGACACAGCUGAUACUACCACUUAGCUACCUCUUCACGAGCAGCCCCGUCUCAGACUCCUCAGGGCCUGGGGAGCUCACCGUACUGUCCAGCUCUGUCUCUUGUGGACUCCUGACCCACACUGGGAUGUGCUCCCUUCCUGUGCCCCGGGAGCCCCUGCGCCGAGUGGCUGUGACUGGGGGCACCCACGGAAAUGAGAUGUGUGGCGUCCACCUGGUCCGGCAUUGGCUGCAGGCCCCAGGGGAGCUGCAGAGACCCAGCUUCUCAGCCAUGCCAGUUCUGGCCAACCCAGCAGCCACAGCUGCCUGUCGCCGUUACAUGGACCGUGAUCUCAACCGCACUUUCACCCUUACCUUCCUCAAUUCCACAGCCACUCCCGAUGACCCAUAUGAGGUGACAAGAGCCCGAGAGUUGAACGAGCUACUGGGUCCCAAGGGCACAGACCGGGCCUUCGACUUUAUCCUAGACCUGCACAACACCACAGCCAACACUGGAGUCUGCCUCAUCUCUGAAGCCUCCCACAACCCCAUCAACUUGCAUCUGUGCCACUACCUACAGCUGCAGAACCCGGGGCUGCCCUGCCGCCUCUUGCAAUACGAUCCACCAGGGAUGGAGACCUACAGCUUGGAAUCUGUGUCCAAGAAUGGAAUCUGUCUGGAGAUGGGCCCCCAGCCUCAGGGCGUGCUGCGGGCCGACCUGUUCUCACGGAUGAGAGCUCUGGUGGCGUCCAUUCUGGAUUUCAUUGAGCUCUACAACCAAGGCAAGGCCUUUCCUGCCUUUGAGAUAGACAUCUACAGGAGCUUGGGCAAGGUGGACUUCCCACGCACCGCGGACGGUGACCUGGCUGGCACUGUGCACCCUCAGCUGCAGGACCACGACUUUGAGCCACUGAGGCCUGGUGAACCCAUCUUCAAGCUGUUCAGUGGUGAGGACGUACUGUAUGAGGGGAACUCCACUGUGUACCCUGUGUUCAUUAAUGAGGCCGCCUACUAUGAGAAGCACGUGGCUUUCCUGAAAUCUGAGAGGAUCUGGGUCUCUGUGCCUGCCCUGCCGGAACUGACCUCCAGCUCCACCCUGGCCCCCUAACCCAAGUCAUACCUGCCUGGUCUCAGUCUCCCUUUCUGAACAAUCAGUCCUAAGGCAUAGUUCCAAGCCCAGGGUCCACUGUCCUACCCUGGGCACCACGUCCCUUGCCAGACAACCAAUCUCAUGAUAUAAAUGCAAUGUGCCUGGA
Peromyscus californicus insignis is the source of this 2529-nucleotide messenger RNA. It is a transcript of the gene Acy3, whose product is annotated as aminoacylase 3. Gene Ontology annotation, molecular function: hydrolase activity, acting on ester bonds; aminoacylase activity. The record is from RefSeq and is a predicted model, not a curated record. The transcript has 9 exons. Lineage: Eukaryota; Metazoa; Chordata; Mammalia; Rodentia; Cricetidae. The coding region runs from base 1422 to 2381 and encodes 319 amino acids.